AUGACAAUGCUGGUCAAGGAUCACAACCUUUUACAAGUCCAAUUUUAUCAGAAAAUCAAAAUCAGGACAACACAAACAAUCACAAUCCUGCUCAAGGACGACAACAUUUUACAAGUCCAGUUGCAUCAGAAAAUCAAAAUCAGUCGGAGUGUGAUGAAAGCUCAAAUGAUGGCAGCGAGGAAGUUUUUCAAGUAUGUUCAUUAUAAACUUUGUAUUUUUAGAUGGUUUAACGAUGUUUUUUUAUUCAAUCUCCUUUUUUUAAAGGAUCAUUCAAUUUUUGAAAAUUCAAAUCUGGGAGACAUACCCGAUAUUGUUGGGGGUGCUGAUAAACAAGUUGAUUGUGACAAUUCCCCUGUGCGUAAUCUGAACAAUGUAGAUGCUGGUUUUAGUUCGUCUAAAUCAAUAAUCCCAAGUCCAUCAUUUGUAUUUGACAAACCCAAAAAAAUACGGCCACUUGUUUUUGAAAGUCAACAUGACUUUACAGAUCAAGAUGACAAUGAUGAAGAGGAUCAGUUCAUAUUUCCUACCCCUAUUCAAUCUAUUGUUCCCUUGGAAGGGUCACCACAAUCACAGUUUGAGUUGGAUGAUUCUCUAAUGCCAAGUCUCAGUGACAUAAAAAGUAUUUGUGCUACUGACAAUACCAUUAAUGCAGAACAGAGCAUUACCAUGCACAUUCAAACCACAAGCAAUGAUAACUCAAAUAUUCAAAAACAGGCUAGCAAGGAUAGUCAGAACAAAAAAAGUCCUGUUCACACACCGUUACCUGCGCAUAGGAUUAGACGUCUAGGACCUUUCAAUACAUCCCCAUAUAUGACAUCGUUCGGCUCAUCUGCAGCUAUAAAGACAUAA
This is a messenger RNA of Solanum pennellii, 849 nucleotides long. RefSeq lists its product as uncharacterized. Bases 1 to 849 code for a protein of 282 amino acids. Lineage: Eukaryota; Viridiplantae; Streptophyta; Magnoliopsida; Solanales; Solanaceae. The transcript is spliced from 5 exons. The record is from RefSeq and is a predicted model, not a curated record.